Messenger RNA from Tremella mesenterica DSM 1558, 696 nucleotides. RefSeq lists its product as uncharacterized. The transcript has a single exon. NCBI's taxonomy places the organism in Eukaryota, Fungi, Basidiomycota, Tremellomycetes, Tremellales, Tremellaceae. Bases 1 to 696 code for a protein of 231 amino acids. The record is from RefSeq and is a predicted model, not a curated record.
AUGACUACUGUGAUGACAACAGAAGAGAGACUGAAGUUCCAAGCGCUUCAACACAUAGAUUCAGCCCUGGGAGGCAUAGCUAAACUAAAUAUGCGAGGAUUUUCUUACAUAAUGACCGUAAAUAACGACGUUUGUACUAUCGAGCAGUUCGACAUCGCGGUUCCGGACAUUGACUUUAGCGAGGAUAGUCAGUCUACUGUUAUUCAACAUGGGACGUGGGUAACUUUACCUGAAGAGGAUGACACGCAAGAGCAACUUUUGCUAUCGGCAACCGCCGCAUCGGAGGAUGCCAGACCACUCCAUGGCGGGCGGGAUGAAGCAGUGUAUGUGAGAAGGGCUGUGCAAGCCUGUGCGGUAGCAAUCAAUGAUAGCUUAUCAGCAUUGCAUGCCAUGGGUGCCUCAACUGACCGGUUGACCGACUUCAUUGCUCAGAAGAGCUCCGAAUUCAAGACAAUUUGGAGGAACACUGAUCUUAAACAAUAUGAAGAUGUGAUGUCUCAAUUUGUCCCACAACAGAUGGCAAAACAAGUCAGUGACCUCAAGAUAGAAAUGGGACUGCCUCCUCCUAUGACAGUGGCCGAUGACGAUGACGAUGACGAUGAAGAGGACACUGCCAAUCGCAAUGCCAUUGACAAUGACGUGUACCAGGCUGCUAGAGAUGCCCUGGGAUUGUUUGAUUCCUUUUCAAUGGGUUGA